CUUAAAUCUAAUCCAUGCUCAAUGGACCAUCGGUACAGUGGUUAAAUUUAGUAAUUUAUUACUUGAAUAAUACAGGUUUGAAUUUUAUUGAAUAUUUCGAACCAAUUAGUUUAUACAGCUCGUAUUAUAAAUUAGCAUUGGUUGAUUUACGAUUUGCUUUUUCCUCACACGCACACCCUACGAAAUCCCUAUUUGCUUUUCUGUUUCGUCUCUCUCAGCUCUCUCUCAUCUCCUCUUUCUCUCUCUUCCCCGUUUUCUCUCCUCAUUUUCGCUCGUGUUUUUAGCGUCAGCAUCAAUAUUUCGAUUGACAAAAGACUAGAUUUUGAUCGGUCGUUUCUGGAUUUUGAUCAAUGAGGAUCGGUGAUAAACUCAUCGAUUAGGGUUUCGAUUUAGGGUUUGUACGCAUGUCAAGGAUGUAGUUCAGAGAGAGAAGGAAAUUUCUCGACCGGUGUUUUGUUUGGCAUUUAUUGGAUCCUGUGUGGGGAAUCCUAAUUCGGCAAUCGUCCUGCGUUUUAUUCGGCGAUUGUGCGCAGUUAGCGUUUGAAAGUUGAAACUUAAGGAAGUUUGGGCUGAUUUUGGAUUUUUCGAGUUAUUUCAUUGAAACGUUUGCCAUGGAUCAUGUUGUGGGUGGAAAGUUUAAGCUUGGGAGGAAAAUUGGGAGUGGUUCAUUUGGUGAACUCUAUUUAGGUGUAAACAUACAAAAUGGGGAAGAAGUUGCUAUCAAGCUGAUCAUAGGUUCGGAGUCAGUCCCACCAGUCUCCACAUUGUGAACAGAUUAGCUGGCUGUCCACCACCGCCGGUAGGCUGCUUAAUGUGGUGGAAACCAUUGUUCAGUGGUCCAAGAACAAUGAGACAUGGUAUCAUCCCAAGCUAUUUCGAUUCUGGAACGAGUUUCAGCUGCUGCUUGGAAUUCCAGCAUGAGGCGAGCAGUCAACCAUGGUGAUGCUCAAAACGCCCUUCUCCUUUUUCGCCAAAUGAAGCAACAGUCUCAUGCACGCCCCGACAACUUUACUUUUCCCCUCAUUGCAAAAGCAUGUGCGAAACUCUCAGAUCUCAUAUGCUCGACAAUAAUCCAUGCAUCUGUUGUCAAAACACCCUAUACUUCAGAUAUGUACGUACAGACUGCUUUGGUUGAUAUGUACGUGAAGUGCGGUGAUUUAGAGUGUGCCCAUCAACUGUUCGACGAGAUGUCCGUUAGAGAUGUAGCUUCCUGGAAUGCAAUUGUUUUGGGGUUUGCUCAAAUGGGUUUCUUUGAUAGAGCUUCGCUGUUGUUUAACAGGAUGAGGGUUGCUUGUGUAAUCCCUGAUGAGGUUGCUAUCAUGGGGUUGACGCAGUUGGUGUCUGGACUGAAGGAUGGGAGAUGGUUGAGUGCUGUUCAUUGCUUGGGGAUGAAGUGCGGGUUUGGAGAUGAUGUCUCGGUUGCUAACACCUGGAUUGCUGGCUACGCAAAAUGUGGUGAUUUGUGCUCAGCUGAGAUGGUAUUUUGUGGCAUUGCUUUGGAGCAUUUGAGUGUCGUCUCGUGGAAUGCUUUGAUUGCUGGAUUUGCUUACUUUGAGGAACCGGUGAAAGCUAUAUGGGUCUAUCAGCGGAUGAUUAGUAAUGGAUAUAGGCCUGAUUUGAGUACUGUUCUUAACUUACUUUCAUCUUUCGUGCAGCCUAAUUCUUUACUUUGUGGCAUGUUAAUUCAUGCUCAUGCAGUAAAACUGGGCUGUGAUAUGGCUAUCACCUUGCUUAAUACCCUUGUUUCUAUGUAUUCAAAGUGUGGAGAUAUUGGUUCAGCGAGAUACAUAUUUGAUUUCAUGGAUGAGAGAUCAUGUGUUACUUGGACUGUUAUUAUUGGUGCGUAUGCAGAAAAAGGUGAUCUGGAUGAGGCCUUAUCCUUGUUCCACAGUAUGGAAGCUGCUGGUGACAAACCUGAUAAGGUUACCUUUAUUCAUCUUUUAGCAGCCUGUGGCAAAGUUGGAGCCCUUGAGGUUGGAAAAUGGAUUGAUAAUUACGCCAUCUCAAAGGGGCUAAAGAAUGAUAUAUUGGUCUGUAAUGCGUUGCUAGACAUGUAUGCAAAAUGUGGAAGUGUAGGCGAUGCUCAUAGGCUUUUUUUUUCAAUGAAAGGGAAGAAUGUUGUCUCUUGGACGACUCUAGUCUCUGGGUUUGCACUUAAUGGGAAGUUUCAAGAGGCGUUGGAUCAUUUUAAUGAAAUGUUGAAGUUGGGUUUCAAACCAAACCAUAUAACUUUCCUUGCUGUUCUUCAAGCCUGCACUCAUGCUGGUCUGUUAGAGAAAGGAUGGGAAGUUUUCAAUUUGAUGACUAAUACAUAUCGCAUAGUUCCCGGACUUGAUCAUUACGCUUGCAUGACUGACCUCCUUGGACGCCGAGGAAAGCUGAAAGAAGCAUUGGAGUUUAUUCAGGACAUGCCCAUUAAACCAGACUCUUGGAUUUGGGGUACUUUGCUCAGUGCCUGCAAAAUUCAUCACAACUUAGAGAUUGCUGAGCAUGCAGCAUACCAUCUUCUUCAACUAGAACCACACGCUGCGGCUCCUUACGUAGAAAUGGCUAAUAUAUAUGCAUCAGCAAGAGACUGGAACAGGGUAGCUUCUAUGCGUAAGAAAAUGAAGAGCAAGCAGGUGACAAAAUCCCCUGGGCAAAGUGUCAUACAAGUUGAUGGAAAAUGUUGUUCGUUUACAGUAGAAGAUAGAUGCCAUUAUGAAGGGUUGCAAAUAUUUGAGACUUUGGAUUGCUUAGUCCUGCAGCUAAAAGAUGAAAAAGAUUUGUUAGCUCUCGAGGAACUCAUGUCGUGACUCAACCUUGGCGUGUUAGUGAUUGGUUUGCUCUACAGGGUUUAGCAUGCAUUACGUGAUCCAUCACUCCUGUCUUGGAGAUGAAAACGAGUUCCUUCUUUCUCCACGGCAUUAACACAAAAUACCAAAGAAAUAAGACGCCAUUUUUGAUAGUUUACUAACUGCGGAUUGGAAAGUACAGAGAAAUCGACAUGUAGAAUCCAAUGUUGUGAAAUUGUAAUUGAAACGCAAAAAAAUGAUUUUGAUUAUGUCUCAACCCAUCAUUUCUGCACGCAGUCGUGCAUCACCGUAUCUAACAGCAGAUGUUAACACAAUUAUCAGACAAGAUUGAGGUGCCCGCAAAUUCACUGGAACUCUACCCGUGUUACGUUUGAGGCGAAAGUGUUGAGUUUUCAGAUACGGAUUUUUGUGGAGUAUAAGAGAAGUAAUUUAUUGAUCAA
Messenger RNA from Sesamum indicum (sesame), 3235 nucleotides. RefSeq names its product pentatricopeptide repeat-containing protein At4g19191, mitochondrial. Gene Ontology annotation, biological process: RNA modification. Gene Ontology annotation, cellular component: intracellular membrane-bounded organelle. Gene Ontology annotation, molecular function: protein binding; RNA binding. The record is from RefSeq and is a predicted model, not a curated record. Lineage: Eukaryota; Viridiplantae; Streptophyta; Magnoliopsida; Lamiales; Pedaliaceae.